AUGUCUAACAACGAGAAAUACGAACCGAAUCAAAGUAAAGAAAAAGAAGGCUCUCGAAAAGGCGUUGUGCUGAAAUACGUGUUUAAAAAUAUGGCGAAUUUUGAAGUAGGCGACUUUGCGACGACCCAAAGUGAAGAACAUUUUAAUGUGAAUUGGCACAUGAAAGUGAAACGCAACGAAAGCCAUCUUGAAUUUUUUAUUGAUUGUCAACCCAUUGCUCUUCUCGGUGAUAAAUGGUCAAUUGAGUCAAAGUUGGAGUUCAGAAUGAUGGGACAUGACUACGAAAAAGUCGCUAAAACUACGAAACACUGUUUUGAGAAUGAAGAGACUCUGAAAUACCCUUGUUUGACAUCAAUACACCCUAAGACCGAAUCGCUUAUCAAGAUGUUGUUCGAUGCUGGAGAAUUUGUUAAAUUGGGUCUUCUCAAAGAGAUUGCAUUGGUUAUCACAAAGAAAGAAAAUGAAGAAGAAGCAAUCGAAGUGCACUCGUUCAAGUUUCAAUGCUUGGAAAACGGCGAUAUUUCGACGACAUUGAACACUGUAGCUGGGAAAUCGCCCUCGCAAAGAAAACAUCAACCCGUUCUCACUCCAUCGACAUCGAAAUCCAGAGAACAUCAAAUUGUCCACCUCAUCAAAUCUGUCCGCAAUCUGUGUGCCUCCUUGCGCCCGUUGCCAAAGAAGUGUGCAGCGAAUUUCCGGGUCAAUUACACAGAUCUUGCUGAAAAUAACGAUCGCAUCGAAGGCUUUCACACUACAGAGACAUUCUAUGAAUUGGCGAAAAAAGCUGUCACUGUUGAAGUCGAAAAAUCGAAUCAAGAUGAACAAGAAGCCGUUUUGAGCUGUUCGAGUGUCUUUGUGAAGCCAAAAUUCGGAACGUCGUCUCGCUUCAACCCUAGUAGCCGGGAAUCGUCUUCAGCUUCGAUGAAUUCCACUCAGAAGAACAGCUCGAAUAACAAGUCUCGUAAUAUUGAAAACGAAACAGUUCAGCUAUUGGUAGAGAAGGAGUUGCUCGAUGAAAACAAUUGGUCCUAUCCCGCCAACUUGAAGCAAUCGGAAGAGUCGCUGUAG
Molecule: messenger RNA, 1068 nt
Organism: Caenorhabditis briggsae
Lineage: Eukaryota; Metazoa; Nematoda; Chromadorea; Rhabditida; Rhabditidae
Exons: 5
Coding region: 1-1068 (355 amino acids)
Molecular function (GO): protein binding
Source: RefSeq, a predicted model, not a curated record